Molecule: messenger RNA, 10666 nt
Organism: Lymnaea stagnalis (great pond snail)
Lineage: Eukaryota; Metazoa; Mollusca; Gastropoda; Lymnaeidae
Source: the annotation of a GenBank genome assembly
UGGAGGAAUAAGUUUAUUUUGGAUUCUGCCAAGAACAGAUCCAAUAAUUAUGCUUAAACAGAUCAGAUCUAAUAGCCUUAUACUUAUUCAAAUCAUGGAAAGUUAAUUAUGAAGAUUUAAAUUAAUACAUUCGUUUAGGGAAUUUUCACCUGAUAUCAAUCAAUAUAAAAGAAAGGUAGGCCUAUGAUAACUUUAAGUGCUAAAGAAUAAAGAAAAUAAAAGAUCAUAACAAACAGUAAAUAGUAAAACUAAAGAAAGCAAUGUCAAACGGCUACGGCUAUGCUAGUUAAUAGUGUUUACACUUAUUAAAUUAAACAGGGCCAGGGGUUGGCAGCCUUUAUUGAGAGAAGAGCCAUUUUUUAAAUUAGAUCUGUUGAGAAAAUUGUUAGGGAGCCACAAAUCACAUGCAGGGAUGAAUUCAGGAGGAUGCCUGUGCACUUAAAAUUAAAACCUGGAAUUGGAGUAAUCAGUAAUGUUUUACUUUGAUUAGGCCUACAACAUUGUAAAAUUGUGAAUUUAUUGAUUGACAUUUGAUUAAAUGGUUUAAAUUGAUUUAAAAAUAAAGCCAGGUCCUCAAACGUUUUUGAGUGAGGAGACAUCAUUUAACUAUGACUAUAACUAUGUCAUUAUAUCUGCCAUGAAUUAAGGGGCUGCCAUAAACAACAUCACAUCAGUGUCAUCAGGUGGUUAUGGGGGUGUCAGGGCAUUGUGACAAUUUGCUAUUAAUAUUAAAGUGUCUAAUUUGCCUUGUAUUUACAUAUUUGCAUUGAUGUGGGGGUGCGCAGUAGAGGCAUAGAAAAAGGGGGGGAGGGAGGGGGGGCUGGCUACCUCUGAUGGCUGAGUAAAAAAAAAUUACUGUUUGUGAUCUAGGAUGAUAGUCAAUCAAAGGAUGGUAUUUGAUAUAUAUUUUAUUUUGAUGAGUGGGCAUUGGGGAGACAUGACAUGAAAUAUCAAGCAUCAAGCAGGCCAAUGUGGCAGCUUGAGAAGUAUAAAAAUAUAACACAUCAAGUAUGGUUUAGCACUCCUGGUCCUGGUCACACACAAAAAUAGUAAAAUGUUUUAAGAGUUGGUUUUUAAAAAAAUAAAAAAAUACAACUUCCAGAAGUUAGGACCCGGGAAAUGCAGCCAUUUAUCCCUUUUGCUACUACUACUAACCACUAAAACUCCCCCUGAAAUGUUAAGGAAAGUUUAAGGGCAGAUCACACUAAAAUACAUGCACCCAAUUUAAGAAUUUAAAAAAAUAUAUUUUUUUGGACAACAAAACAUCAACCUAUUUUAACAAAUCAUGAAUUAAAAAUUAAGAAAAUUUAACCACCUUUUCAAAAAUGUAUAGUUUAAUUUACAGUAAUUUACAAAUAUAUUUGCUGUAAAUCAUGAAAUAAAAAGUUCUUCAAAUUUCCUAUGAAUUUUAGGAGCAUUUAUUUAUUUAGGCAUUUUUAUAUAGUGCUUACCUUAAAGCUCUAAGCGCUUUACAAUUAUUAAAAACAUGUAAACUAACUAAAAUAAAAAUGAGACAUUAGGAUAGUAACUACUAUACUAUAGAAACAAUUAAAAUGGCUAUAAAACGAGGACACUUUGGCACGUUUUGGCCUAUACUGCAGGAUUAACCCGAGACAGAAAAUGAGGCAGGGCAAGGAGGGUGCAUCACAGGUCAUAGGCGGACCUAAACAGAUGGGUUUUAAGGGAAUUUUUAUUGACCCCAUAGUUUGUCAUUUACUGUGAUUUUAGAGUCUCAUGGAAUUUAGAAAAGCAGGAGCCGUUGUACACACGAACCUGACACAAAUAACAGCCAGUUGUUGAUUCCCUGGAUUUACCACUGUCUGUCUUAUUACCAUCAAUCAAGCACUUGUAACAUCUAAAUUAUCUACCAGGCAUUGGACUAAACAUAUGCUGACUUCUGUAAUGGCUGGAUCUGCCAGAAAUACUCAGUGUAUCAGGCUGCCUGUAUUUGGUAGCCUCUGUCAAAAUUGGGUCUAACACAGCCUUAUGAAACAUAACAUGGUUUUUGGCUGGAGAACUGAGGCAUCAGUUGGUUUAAUAUGAAAUGAGUAAAACAAAGUAAGGUUAAACAUGAAAAAGGAAAGCAACAAAACAACACACGUAACGGCAGGAAGCCUUCAUCAACGAACCUUACUUUGUUUUACUCAUUUCAUAUUGUGCUAAUCUGCAGUCUCUCCACUUAUUAUCAGUUGGUUUAGCAUUUUUCAUUAGGAUAAAGCUAUUGAUCAUAAACAGAUCUAUGAGGUAUCAGAAAACAUACCUCCACCACUUGGUCCUUGCUUGGUCCGCAGGAUAAUAAGCAUGAUGCUCAUCUGAUAAAUCCACCCGACACAUACUGCACUUUGGUUUGGCUUGAGAGCAUUUGGUGACUUUGAAAUACCCCCUACCCCCUCUAAAACAAUUGCCCAAAUAUCUUGACAUCAGUGGUCUGAAACCUGCAGUGCUUUGAAAGAAUAGAUGCAUGCCUUUUUUUUCAUAGAUAUAAAAAUCAUUUAUAAAAAUGGCUCAUCACACAAAUAAAGUGCCAACCCCUGUGCUAAGACAACAUUUUCGGAGCUGCAUACCAUGAGAGAUUAUUUAAAAAAAACAAAAAAACAACAGAUCUUCAUCUAUUAAAUUCCUUCAAAGAUCUCAAGAGCCACUGUUGGGGAUCACUGGUCUAGGAUUAUUGAAAUGAAAUUAAGCCAUAUUUAGCAUUUAAUCACUCAUUUUAUCUUAUGAUAAAAUAUUCGUGCAUUCAACUAAAUCAAGACACGGCUAUUGGCAUGUCACAAACUUUUAUGAUAUCUUAUAAAUACUAAAUAAAAUAAUUUUCUCCUCUAUUAAUUAUAUUUCUAUAGGCCUAACAUCAAAGAACAUAAUUCCUUUUUAGAUAUUUAAUUAUAUUUUAAUUGACUUUUGGUGACGAACUUUUUAAGAGUCAUUAUCAAUACUCACUGAUUUUGAUUUUUGAGCAUGACCUAAGACUUCAAAAACAUGAUGUUGAGUUGGUUUCUCAACUUACCAAUGAAAUUUAUGUUUGAAAUAUUCUUUUUCACAAAAAAAUGUUGAUCUAAAGUUUAGAUUUAAUUUUUUUCAAAUCCAAAGAGUCUUGUUCAUAAAUUCCAGUAAAAGUUAACAAUUUAAUUCAGUAGACUUAAUUUCUUGUGGUCUCAUUAAAUAUGACAUAGUUAACUUAUGAUAUCUCUCACUAAUUCACAUUGCAUAUUUAAAUCACUUCUUAUUGGAAACAUUUUAAGUUAUGGAACUAUUACUUUUACCAGCUUGUUAAAUGUAAAAAGUUGACCUUCUCCUAGGUCUGUAGCAACAAAAAAAAAGGUUUUCUAAAAGUGAAAAUGCUUUCCAUGUAUCAUUUUUACUCUUUAGUAUGUUGAAAUGGUAAGUCAUAUCCACUAUGAAGUAAUAAUUUUUUUUAACAAAUCAGACUCUUCUAGCUCUGUAUAAUCUUAAUCAUUUAUAUUAUAACAAACAAACUAAACAUUGUUUCCUUUUUAUUUCUAGGUCCUUAUGCUCAUUUUUGAGGGACAAAAAAAAUGCAACUUAUUGAGAUAUCAUAGCUGCUGGUUGCUAAAAAUUGUUCCUUUUAAACUGAAGAUAGGAGCUGAGUGUGAGUGGCAGAGAGGCUUUGCCUCAAGUGGCUACAUUUAGGCGAAAGGUUUGACAAUUUUUGUUCUCCAUCAGCAACAAUGGUCUUCUGCACAUUAAACAUUGAGAAUUAAUCUCUCUUGUGUCUAGUUGAGCAAGCAAAUUAUUACUUUUUUAAAAUGAUUACACAAAUUUUAGCCUACUUGAAAGUCUUUUCAUUAUUUUCCAAUAUUUUUUUAAAAAUGAUUUCUUAAAUACUUUUUUUCAUAUAUAGUUUUCAGACCCAUUUUUUCAUACAUUAAUAAAAAAUUGAGUAAGUCUAAGUUAUUAAUGGAUAAAGGAAUCAGAUUUUUAUCUGAUUAUCAUUUUUUUAAACUGGCAUUCAUAGAAAUAUAUUCCAAAUAUAAGUUAUUACAUUUUUAAAUAUAAGAAUGUAAGUCAUGUAAAAGUGAAACUGAAAGUUCUUACAUUUAAAGAAAUGGCAAAUCAACGUGCUCACCAUGUAAUAUAACAGCCUGUGAUGCAAGUACUUUAUUUAACAAUAAUCAUUAGGCACUAUGCACUUUCUGUGCUCCUGAUAUACAAACAGCACAGCUUCAAAGGCACAAUCCCCUCAAUAUGAAAGCGCUGGCUAUCUGAGAAUAAAACUGAUGACCAAUAUUUUUUUACAAUGAUCUUUUCACAUCCCUAAAUAAAAUAUAUGUAUUUAUUAAUUUUAAGUUUACUUUAAAUUUUCCCCAUGAUUCAUUAAAAGGUAGAGCAGCUUUAGAAGAUGAACGAUGGAGGUGAAGCAAAAUGGGCCUGUGAAUUUUGCACCUAUCAAAAUUUCCCUGCCGCCAAAAAAUGCACAAUGUGCUUCAAAUGGCGUGCUCCCCACCUGAUCUCAGACACAAUCAAUGAAGAGCAGGACAUAUACAAAAUGGCUCCUUUAGUCUCUAUGCCUCCAACAGAACUGAAUAUUUUAUGUAGUAGUGGCAGUAGUGGAGAAAACAAUAAGUGGGCUUGUGAAAUAUGUACAUAUCUAAACUGGGCCAAGUCAACAAAAUGUGUCCAGUGCUUAAAUCCAAAACGGAAAAUGUCCCCACCUGUGUCUCAAGCUCAAGAUAAUAUUCCUGGAUUAAUUCUAAACUCUCCAGAGGGACAUCAAGCAGGUAAUACCACCCCUACCAAACUGUCACCAAACUCUAUAUCAAACAAUUUAACUAUAGAAAGGGCUUCAAACAACGGCAACAAGUCAGGCACUCAAUCACCACUUCUUUUAAACCCUUCAAAAUGGAUCUGUUUCACGUGCACCUAUGAAAACUGGCCACGCUCACAGAAGUGUGUUAUCUGUGGGACUCCAAAAGACAAAAAUGCAGUUGACAUUCAUGAAGCUGUUGGCUCAAGCAAGUCUGAAAACAUCCAGAGACGGAGUCCAUCGUCUUCUAUUGCUGGACGACGUGGCAUCCUUGAUCGAACUGAAGCACAUAACUAUCAGGCAGGGGCAUCAGCCUCUUCAUUUGCAUUAACGUCAUCAAAGCAGCCAUCAUCCCCACCAGUUGCAAGGGAGAAAAGGCUUGCAGUGCUGCGGUCUAAGCUGCGAGACUCUGACUGGUUGUGGUUGAAUGCUUGCAUGGGAGCAGUUGAGGGAGAUCUAGAAGCUAUUCAUGCCUUUGUAGCUGGAGGGGGGCAUCCAUCAAGGCAGCUGACUAUGCAGGAGGUUGAACUUCUUGAUCGACCAAGUGCCUUUCAGGUUUGCCAACUUUAGAUGUUAAUAUUACAAACAUGAUUUUUUGUUAAAACUUUUGUAAUGAGUGAAAAUUGGUGUUCAACUAAUAAUGUUAUGCCAAUAACUUAGCCUCUUUAAAAAUAAACUGCAAUUUUUAUAUAAUACUGAGUUUUUAAAUGAAGUAACAUUGAUUAAAAUAAAUAUAUUUUAUAAAGAGUCUCAUAAAAAAUUAUUUUAAAAAAUUAUUCUUGAAUAAAUGACUAGACCAAACUAUUUUCCUCAUCUUGAAGUUAACAUCUCUUAACAUUGCCUGCAUUACCAUCAGCAUUUUUUGGUUUUCUUUUGUGUUUUUUUUAAGGCGGGCUACACACUAGUGCACUUAGCAAUAAGGUUUAAAAGAGAGGACAUGCUUGCAAUAUUACUCACUGCAACUGAUGCAGCAGCUAAAGCCACAAAACGUUUACCAUGCAUGGCUUGUCCAGAUCUGGCCACUGACAUCAGGAGACAAGUGGUGUCAUCUUUAAGGCAGAGGAAAGGGGAUUUCCCAUGUUCAUUUCUGACGGAUUGUGUCACUUUCUCACUACCUGCUGGUAAAAGCUUGAGAUUUUUUUUUUAUCACCUUCAUGAUUGCUUGCUAUUCAUAGGGAAAUAAUUUUAACACAUUAAUAUCCUAAUGGCCCAAAGAGUCACAAGCAUAUCCAUCCACCUGACUUUUUUCCCUGGCAUUGUGAAACAUGAGGUUAUAAGAAAGUAAACUCAACAUCUUUGACAUGAUGUAUGGUAUGGAUUUCACCACAUAAAUUUAAAUACAGGAAUCUGUAUUAUCACAGGUAACAUUAAUUACCAAUGAAUUAUCUAUAAUUACAUAUAAAUAUAAACUGCUCUCAAAUUCAUUUGAAGCCAUUUGUGACAAAAUUACUAUUGAUCAGUGUAAAAAAACUAAAAAUGCUGUGGAUGUAAAGCUUAAAAAUUGGUAGUCGCCUAAUGACAUCGUGAAAUAAAGUGUUAAAAUGAAAAAAGAAAACAUUUACCAUCCCCCCCAAACGUUGCACAGAUGCCAGCAUAUGGAUGCAGCAACGAACACUACCAGAACCAGAAGAAGAAGAAAAAUCUUAUUUAAAACAUAGACAUACCACAUAAAAUAUAUAUUAUUAUUGUUAUCCCAACAGAUAUUGAAGACCUGGAGAGGCAUAUUCAAGAACAGCUUUUUGAUGAAAUUUUAGACAGAGAUGUUCAAAAUGGUAAGUUGUUUAAUAGCUGUAUAUAUUUCAUUAGUGUUGGUAUACUAUAUACAGACAUGAUGGAAAGAAAGCAUUUACAUUUUUAUUUACAAGCCCAAGUUGUGUUUCUGAUCAAAUAUGGUGCCACCUUUUUUGUUUACUUAUUCAGAAUUAGAGGUGGAAGAGGCCAUAAUCAACUGGAGCCUAGAGUUGACAGAUAGAUUAGGCAGUCGCUUAUAUGCCUUGUGGAAUCGAACUGCGGGAGACUGCCUCUUAGAUUCCGUCCUACAAGCCUCCUGGGGUGUAUUUGAUUUAGACAAUUCUCUGCGUCGUGCCUUGGCUGAUAGCUUAAGAGAAGGGGCCAUGAAGUUAGUAAUUUGCACUCCUUAAUAAUUAACAUCAGCUUGUAUUCAUAUGUUGGGAAACAAUAUUAUUUCUUUUUCUAUGGAAAAAUGAAGCAAUUUCUCAAGUAAAUGGACUUGUACUUUUUAAAAAUGAAAUUAUUCAGAAUUGAUUAGAAAUGUUAAAUGGCUUGUAAAUAUCAUUUUUUAAAAAAAUUUGCAUCAUUUAUUUUUUUCAGUUUUUAUCCUCGCUGGAAAGAAUAUGAAUCAAUGCAAGCAGAGUCUCUAAACUUUACAUUAGAUGAAAGUCAAUGGCAGCAUGACUGGGCUGUACUUUUAAGUUUGGCUAGUCAGCCAGGUAUAUACAUCAUAUAUGUAUAUUUUUUUUUUUUGAAAAUUAAACAAUUUCUAAAAUAUUAAUUAUUUUGAUGCUCCUUUUCCAUGGACUGAAACACAUUAACAAUUAUUUAGCCAGAAGUAGUAGUAACUCACUUAAAAUAGUCCCCAUUAAAUUAGGUAAACUAUAACAAGAGAUCAUUGUUUUAUAAUAAUUUCAGGAACAUCUCUGGAGCAGACACACAUCUUUGCUUUAGCUCACAUUUUGAGACGACCCAUUAUAGUUUAUGGUGUCAAAUAUGUGAAAAGUUUCAGAGGAGAAACAAUAGGGUUUGCCAAAUUUCAAGGUAAGCAAAACUUGAAUAUUGAUACCUGUUUUCAGAUUUCUUUUGGCUGUUGGAAAAAAAAGCAUUCUUAAAAUUUCUAGCUUUCCUUUGUAAUAAAUCUAUACAUGUAAUUUUUUUUUUUUAUUUAAAAAGAAUAAAAGAUUUGUAUAAAAGUAUUGAAUUUUUUUUCAACAACAUUUACUGAUUGCUUUGCUUUCUUGUUACCAAAUAAUCAACAAAAAAAGGGAGCAUUGCUAAAAUAAGGAAUGAAAGUGUACAUUUUGAAAAGCAAUUGUAAUUCUUUUACUGUCAACGUUCUCUAAUCGGUUUUAACACAGGUGUUUAUUUGCCCCUUCUGUGGGAGUCUUCCUUCUGCUGGAAAAAUCCUGUGACUCUUGGUUAUACAAGGGGACAUUUCUCUGCCCUGGUUCCCAUGGAGAUGGACAUGGAUGAAGGCAUGGGUGCCGGUGCCAACACUGAGUCCACUGAUGAAGAACAGGUGGCCUAUCUGCCAUUGGUUGACUGUGAGGGAAAACUUCUCCCAAUGCAUUUCAUCUCAGGGUCUGAGGUGGGUUCAGAAAUCAAUCUCUUUCUCAUUUUAAAUCUUAGUGUGGUUUUAAAACUAGGAUAUUAAGUGCACAUGUUCAUUUAGAAGAACAAAAUGGUUAGUGUAGGGAGAUCAGUAGAUACUUAUAAAUAGGUUAUUUUGAAACAUCUAUCUGAUACUGACCAUGUAAUUAUUGGGGCUACGUGUUGUAUUCUGUAAGAAAUCCUAAGGCAUUUUGGACUAGCAUACCGGUAUAUACAAAAGAGAUAAUCAUUUUUUUGGGGGGGGGGUUGAAUUAUUAACAUCACUUUUCAUUUAGUGGCAGUCUGGUAACCAGCAACACUACAACAACUGUCUGCCUAAGUUAAUGGUUCUCUUAUAUUUAAAUCUGAAGUUUAUUUUAUUCUUUGCUUUUAUUUACCAACUGCUAAUGGAUCUUACAAUUGAAGCCAACAUUUACCAUUUGAUAGAUUUUUUUCUUUUCUUAUUCAGAUUGGUAGGGAAGAAACUGUGCUAAGAGAAUGGCUGCAUUGCCAAAAAACAAAAGGGGGAUUACUGGUUGCCACUCAACGUCUUGGAAAGCGCCCUGUGGCUGUGAAACAAAUGGUUGACGAAUGGCUAGAUCACUAUAGGAGAUUACAAACCCAGCCACCGGCUCUUUCAAUCAAAAGCACAUUUUCCAGUGAUGGUGAGAGUGAUGAUGAGUGAGAUUAAAACAAAGGUGCGCACUCCCAAAACCCCUGUUAGCAUUAUAAAUAUUUAUAUUUUUUUAUUGUGAUAUUAUCUUUUUAAAAAAAAAAUCUGCAAACUAUCAUGAAUUAUUGACGUCAAGGAAAAAAUAAUGAAUCAGCAUAAAUAUUGAUUUGCCCACAAUAAUAAUUUCUGUUUCAUGAGUUUGGCACUGAGAGGGAACUCAAUAAAAUUUUGAUGUUGAUCUGAAAGUGAAAUUUUUUAAAGAGUCUCAUGUUGUACAUAUUUCACCAUAUACUUCUUUAGUUGCAAUAUUUGUUCCUUAAUCACAUUAAACAUCCAAUCCAUUUAUGUGUCUUAAUAUAAUUUGUGUGUGUAUAACUGUUGUUCAAAGAAUCUUAAAAAAAUAAUGGUCUUCAUUUUAUACAAUUUUUACAAAAUGAAAUAAUUUAAUAGGAUUCUCUGUUUUUCAUAGUGCAAUUAGAAUUUGAUUUGACAUGGGCAUUUAUUGGUGUUUCCUCAACUUGAAGAGAUAAUUGCCCCCAUGGAAUAAAAAAAAUCAGCUGCACUGCUCCGAUCUGAGAAUAGAAAUACUGUAGCCCCCUUUUCUUGUCCUAACUACUAGUACUAGGCUUAAGGUUCCUAAAGUUUUCCGAUAUACAAUGGAAACAUGUCUUCAAACAAUAUUUUUGAAUAGCUCAGACGUUGGGAAACAUCUUGUUAUUUGGGUACACAAAAUGUGAAAUUAAAUUGGAUUUCAUCUAUAAAAAGAAUUGGCGACAACGUAAAUGAAGUUUAUUUUAAAUCUAAAGUAUAAAAGCAAUGGUUUGAUAUUUUACUCAUGUGUAUGGUAAAAUUGAUAUUUACACUAAUUUGGGUUUCCUCAAACCCCUGUUUAAUAUGAAAUCACUGCCCGAUUGGCACUUAAUUAUGUCGAUCAACCAACUUUAGCGAGCGUUGUCUUAGCUUAGCUAUACUUCUGCCUGCUCAGUUAACUUGCUUUUUGUCAAGAAACAUAGAUUCCCAAAGGAAAUAAUAAAUUAAACUUUUUUGUUAACUUCCUGUAUUUAUUUUUAAUUAAUAUGUUUUUUAGACCUAUGAGGCAGUUUCAGAAGAUAAAUACUUUUACACACACUGCCCCCGUUUUAAAUUUAGUUCAUAAUUGGAUGUGUGUCGUUUUUUUUAGUAAUGGUCAAAUAUAAAGAAAAUACAUUUAGUAGUUUGUGUUGCUUAAAGGCUUAAUUUUUCAAAUCUUUUUUUUUUUUUAAAUUGUUGUGGUGAUUAGUUUUAGUUAAUUUCCAAUGUAUACAUCUGGAGAGUCCCAUGGCUCAGAAUAAACAAAAAAAUUGAAUUUAAAACUGGGACAAAUAUUAAGUUAGGAUAGAGUGUUAGUAAAAUUUAACGACUGGGAAAAGCUAAAAGUAUAAACAUUUUAAUAAUUUCUGCUGCUUAAAAUUUUAAUUAAGAAAUUUGAACUUUCUGAGCCUUUUAAGCAAACAAAUAUCUUUUUUUCAAUGACUAACUUAUGGUAUUGGUAUGUUUAGCUUGUAUGAAACGAUAAUUAAUAGUAUAGUCCUUGUUCUUGCUAUAUGCCACAAAUACUUUUCUCUGGGAUACUCUGAACCCUCUGCAGCCCAUAAUGAGAGUCAUUUCCAUUAAUUUGUUUUAAAUCAUAAAUGUUUACUAUAAAUAUAUAUAUUAAAGAGCAUUUAAAGAUUUUUGUGUGCAAUGUACAUAAUGUAUUAUAAUCAGAUAAAUUUAGAUUGAAAUUGUUGCAUGUUUUUGCUGCAAAACAUAUCAAAUAUAUUUAAUGACAGUUGGAUUUCAGGGAUAGUAAUACGACAGCAAAAUUGUUGUCCACUGAGUUUUUUCAAAUUUCGUUUCAAAAUAUUUCAACACCUAAACCAUAAGCC